Messenger RNA from Chelonoidis abingdonii (Abingdon island giant tortoise), 2160 nucleotides. Lineage: Eukaryota; Metazoa; Chordata; Testudines; Testudinidae. The record is from RefSeq and is a predicted model, not a curated record.
AUGCUGUCCGGGUGCAGGCGGGCGCUGCCGGCAGCCCUGCGCCUCGCGGUGCGGGGCUGGGCAGGGGCCGGCGGCGGCAGCGGCAAGAGGCGGCUCAGCACCAGCUGGUCCCCGGUGGGAGCCGCCUUCGAUGCCAAGCAGCAGCGCAGCCGGCUGACGGGCCAGAGCACGGGUCUAUUUGGUGUUCCAGAAUUGAGUUCUCCAGAAGGUUUUCAAGAAGCACAAGAAAAAGCAUUACAAGAAACAGAACAGCUAGUCCAGAAAGCAUGUACUACGCCUCCUGGGCCACAGAUAGUAAUGAUCUUUGAUCAGCUUUCAGAUGCACUGUGCAAAGUAGCAGACUUGGCUGACUUUGUGAAAAUUGCCCAUCCUGACUUUGCAUUCAGAGAGGCUGCUGAAGAAGCCUGCAGAAACAUUGGUACCAUGGUAGAAAAGUUAAAUACAAAUAUCGAGCUGUGCCAAAGUUUGAAACAGUUGCUGGCUAAUAAAGAGGUUAUGGAUUCCCUAGAUCCAGAAACCAGGCAAGUGGCAGAACUUUUUAUGUUCGAUUUCGAAAUCAGUGGUAUUCAUUUGGACGAUGAAAAGCGUAAAAAGGCAGUGGACCUCAACGUCAAAAUAUUGGAUUUAUGUAAUCAGUUUCUUAUUGGAGCUCAUCUGCCCAACAAGAUUGACAAGCAUAUUUUACCAGAACACAUUCGCUAUAACUUUGCAGUUGAAGGCAAUUACAUACAAAUCACUGGUCUGCAUGCAGACUGUUCUGAUGAUCUGGUACGAGAAGUUGCUUAUAAAAUUUUUCUUUACCCAAAUGCUGAGCAACUGCGCUGCUUAGAGGAACUGCUUACCAGCAGAAACCAUCUGGCACAGUUAGUUGGCUAUAACACCUUUGCCCACAGGGCUCUUCAGGGAACAAUGGCCAGAACUCCAGAGAAGGUAAUGCAAUUUCUUGAAACACUUUCUGAAAGAUUGUUUCAACGAACUCUAAAAGAUUUUGAAAUGAUGGAAGGGAUGAAGAUGAAACUAAAUCCCCAAAAUUCAAAAUUGAUGCCUUGGGAUCAUCCCUAUUACAGUGGUGUCCUGCGUGGUGAGAGGUAUAACAUUGAGCCCAGUUUGUACUGUCCAUUUUUCUCUCUUGGAGCAUGUAUGGAAGGUCUGAACUUCUUGUUCAACCAGCUCCUAGGAAUCUCUCUCUAUGCAGAGCAAACUGAGAAAGGAGAGCUCUGGUGUGAAGAUGUUCGCAAACUGGCAGUUGUCCAUGAAAAUGAGGGCUUGCUGGGGUACAUCUACUGUGACUUCUUCCAACGAGCUGACAAACCACAUCAGGUAACAACUAAUGAUGUCUUAAUAAGAUGUCUCCUCACGAUAGAGCUUGCUGUUAAAACUCUGCCAAUUAAUGGGAUGAGAGACUGGACCAGAUGUCCCACUGAUUUUGCUGAAGUUCCCUCUAUCCUGAUGGAGUAUUUUGCAAGUGACUAUCGAGUGGUUAAUCAGUUUGCAAGGCAUUUUCAGACUGGCCAGUCACUGCCAAAAAGCAUGGUGUCACGGCUCUGUGAAUCUAAAAAGAUUUGUGCUGCAGCUGAUAUGCAACUUCAGGUCUUUUAUGCUGUCUUGGACCAACUCUACCAUGGGGAACAUCCUCUAAAGAGGUCAACCACAGAAAUUUUAAAGGAAACCCAGGAGAAAUUUUAUGGAUUACCAUACGUACCAAACACUGCAUGGCAGCUGAGAUUCAGCCAUGUAGUGGGAUACGGUGCCAAGUACUACUCCUACCUCAUGUCCAGGGCCAUUGCCUCCAUGGUAUGGAAACAGUGUUUUGUGCAGAACCCAUUUGACAGGGCAAUGGGUGAGCGGUAUCGCAGAGAGAUGCUGGCACAUGGUGGUGGAAAAGAGCCCAUGCUCAUGGUUCAAGGUAUGCUUCAGAAGUCUCCUUCUGUUGAAGACUUUGUGGACGCCCUUGUUUCAGACUUGGAUCAGGACUUUGAAACAUUCUUCAUGGACUCAGAAUAACAUGGAACUGAACUGAUUGUUUUUUGUUUCACAGCUGUUCAUUGAGAAGCAGAAACAAAUAGCCACGGCAGUACUGUGUCCAUCAUUGUUAAGACUGGUCCUCUAUAAAAACAAAUUUAUUAUGUGUAGAAUCUUAAAAUAAAUAGUUUGUUUUAA